AUGUUCCUGGCUGCUGCCCUUAAGCCUUUAUCUGAAUUUAAUACUGCCUUCCAGGUGGGUACCAAUGACAUUGUAUGUAUGUGUGAAUAAUAGUUAUAAAUAAAUAGGAUUGUGCUAAUUGUAGCAUUCCUAAUUCCCUGUUUUUUGACAUUUUCUGCAGUCAGAGGAAGUGCAAAUUCACAGGCUUGAAGAGGAGAUGUGCAGGCUGAUCAGGAGGAUCCUGGGGGGAUACCAGCCAGGGCCAUCGUGGGUGUACCUCUCAAGGAGGUGGAGUAUGGAGAAGGACAUCAGCUGGCUGAUGAAGACCUCUUUAUCGGAGCAGACACAAAGGCGUUCAUGAGAAGAAAAUCUUUCAGUGAGUCUGUUACCCAGCAGUUAUGCAAUCAUGCUAUCAUCUCAGUAUGAGAGUAUAGGCUAUGUGCCUAAAAUGUUGCCACUAAUCAGUUUUUUCAACUCUUAUGCUGUUGUAGAUCUGUGAGAAGAUUCUAUGAAGCAGUGCUUCAGAAGAUGUUCUCCUCCUUUUCCCUUGACAAUCCACUCCUGAGGGACCUGAAAGUGCUGGACCCUAUUGCUCGCCUUGACUUUACUCCAGGGGCAGGUAGAUGUUUGGGACAGUUUCCCCACUGAUAGAAUGAUUGAGUUAGUGCAUAGUUUAGAUCAGCAAUGUUCAGUCAAACACUUAUUUUGCUCUACAGUGGAAAGGCUAGUGGCCCUGCUCUCUCAGUUGAGCUUGAGUGAAGAUAAGCUGAGAGAGAAACUCAUUGACUACCAGCUGACAGACAGCAAGCAACUCUAG
Podarcis lilfordi (Lilford's wall lizard) is the source of this 796-nucleotide messenger RNA. Lineage: Eukaryota; Metazoa; Chordata; Lepidosauria; Squamata; Lacertidae. The record is from the annotation of a GenBank genome assembly.